This is a messenger RNA of Prunus avium (sweet cherry), 1488 nucleotides long. The record is from RefSeq and is a predicted model, not a curated record. Lineage: Eukaryota; Viridiplantae; Streptophyta; Magnoliopsida; Rosales; Rosaceae.
GAGUAGCUGCUCUCUUAUUUCACCUGCACAAGUAGAAAUUUUUUUGCUUCCACUGUUGGGCGUGCGACGAUGGCUUCACACUCCUUCGCUGUUGCUCUCUUCUUCUUCUUCCUCCUCCUCGACCUAGCUUCACUUCAAGUCCUCGCCGACGUGGUGCUGGAAGACGGGUACACCGUCACGACAGUGAUCGACGGCCACAAACUCGGCAUCAACCCGCACUCGGUGCUCCCUCGUCCUCGAUCGUCCGAUCUCCUCGUCCUCGACUCUUCCGGCAGUGCCGUAUACACAGUACCGUUCCCCAUACCAGGAUCCGAAGAGAGUGUGAUUAAAAGGUUCUCCGGCGGCGUCGAGGGUUAUUCGGACGGCGAACCGGGUUCGGCCCGGUUCAAGAAGCCCCGGAGCUUCGCUGUGGACCCGAAAGGAAAUGUCUUCGUUGCCGAUAAGGGAAACAACGUCAUUCGGAAAAUAAGCGCUUCAGGUAGUGUGAGUACAAUUGCUGGAGGGUACACUCACUCACUGAAGCCUGGACGUGAGGACGGCCCUGCUCAAAACGCAACGUUUUCGCCCGAUUUGGAGCUGGCUUUCGUUGCCGAUAAGUGCGCGCUUCUCGUCUCGGACCGCGGGAAUCAGCUGGUGCGGUUGAUUAAUCUCAAGCCGGAGGACUGUGCUAGGUCUUCUCCGUCGGCACUUGGAGCAGCUUCGAUUUGGCUUUUGGGUCUCGGAUUGUCAUGUCUUUUCGGGCUGCUUCUUGGAAUUGUGAUUCGGCCUUAUAUUAUCCGCAAUACAGGAGGGCCGCAACAGGCUCGGAUUCAGCGCGACAUGGAGGCUCUGCCAAAUCAAUCUGGGGAAGCAAGUACAGACUCUUUGCUUCGCCAUCAAAAGCGCAACUGCUAGCUCCACCCCAGCUGUGUCGCUGCUGAGGCGGUUGUUUUUGUUGUGCAUCUCUCAUCUUUCUCUUAUGUUUAGAACCAACCAUGUAGGGUCCCGAGUUUCGCCUAAGGAAUGUGUGUCUUUGAUUGAUUGUGAUUUUCAUAGCGAUAGUAGUUUCAAGGUAACAGAGAUAACAGAGUCGUCCAAGUAUGUGGAUCAGUUGAAGGAUUUGGUGGGUUUUGAUGGAAGCAUGGAGUUGCGUAGCAGGAAGCAAGAAGAUGGUAAUGAUGGGAGGAGUGAUGUGUUAUCUGGUUCUCAAGGAAGAAUUGAAGGUAUGAUAGACAGUAAUAUUAUGGGAUUUGUGGAGGGAGCUAAAGAAACAACUCUGCCGGCAUUGGGAAGUAAUUAUGGUUUAGUUAAAAGGAGAUGAAAUGAAAAGGUUGAAGAAAGACAACUAUAUUGUAUGUAUAUAGCUUAACUUAUCUCCAAUUGUGAGGCAUGUGAGUGUUUUUGAAUCCUUUCAUCAGUAGUACCUAAUAUCUGGAUAAUGGCAUGUUCGUGAUUGUGUGCUUACAUUUUGUGAGUUCUUCUAUACUGAGAAUCUUCAUUUGAUUUCAA